AAAGCGUGUUAGGCUAGAGAAACUUUUAUUCUGUUCACAACGAUUUGCUCUAUUGAACAGUUCAGUCUAUAAAUGACCCCUUUUCAAAUGGUCUCGGAACUGUAACCUUCAGUUUAUUUAUGUGAUGAGUUAUGGACUGCACGAAAUAUUCCAAAAAGGAUUCAUCAUAGUGCUGUAUAUCUAUGUGAUCGAUUGUCAAAAAACAACCUGUCUUCACAAGAAUCAUUCAGUUGCUGAAUUGGUGUUAGAAUCUACCGACUCGAUAAUCCACGAAGAACUGUUAAAAUUAUGCCCGGAAAAUACAUCUCUUCUUUUCAUCACCAGUUAUGUGGUUUCCGGACCUCGAGUUUUAUCCCCUGGGUUUUUAGGGAGUUCCAUCUUACCCAAACUAAAGGAGCUAUUUAUCAGUAAUAUUCAUUUGGAAAUCCCAAGAACUGAAUUGCUCAACAAUAUUUCUUCUAACCUGGUAACGUUGUCAAUUAGUAAUUGUAGUAUACAAUCUCUGCCACCUUUUGGCUUGCUAUUGGGUCUUGCUAGCCUUCGAAUACUUGAUUUAAGUCUCAAUAAGUUGAGUCGACUGCCUGUUGAUAUAUUCCAGUAUUCAAAAAAUCUUGCCUUCGUAAAUCUUUCUCACAAUUUAUUAAAUAUUUUGCCCAGCUUGCCGCAUCCGUUUCAAGUUUCUGUUUCUGACAAUCCAAUCGCAUGUUCCUGUGUUAAUUCUAGACUGUUAUCAAAAGGACGUUUCGAGGGUCUUCCUGUUUGUGAUCCAUGGCCCUCACCUUGUGGACCAACAAUAGUUACCGAUUUAUAUUUAAGUCCAACUGGGUCUAACGUUUCGUCAUUUGGUGGUAACUCUUCUGCUUCCAUCUUUACAGGACAACGCCUUUCUUUUAUUUGUAAUGUAAAUUCUGAUUUAUCUUAUGAGCUUUUUUGGGUUUCGCCUAUUGGUGUUAUUUCCCUUUCCACCAUUAAAUCCGAAGUUACCACAUAUUCUCUGCAUUACGUCGUUCAACCCAUUUUAGCCCCCACAGUGUUACACAUAACGCAGGUUAAUGACACAAUAAACUUAUUAGAUGUCGAGAACACAAGAGGAUAUUUAAGUGGGAAAUGGUUGUGCGUUGCCCAUUCUUCAGAAGUUACUAGUCACUCUACACCUAUCAACAUCAGAGUUGUUUCCAGCUUAUACUUUGGCCAAAUAUACUACAUAUCGCUUUGUUAUGGGUAUGGUGGAAUGAUCCUGUUAUUGUUAGUUGGUAUAAUCGGGGGUACAAUCAGAUAUUGUAGCGAAACUCAUUGUCUCAGACGUCGUCAGCCAUCCUAUGCAUUUAAGGGUAAAACCUAUGUUGGAGUUAUCCCAGUCCCCGAAGUAGAAUGUGCAGAGAUUUCGCAAAAUUUUAAAACUGCUGAAAAGAAACUUUUAAUCCCACUGCGAGACUCAGGAUGGACUUAUAAUAGAUAUUUUGGCCCAUGUACUCACUGGAAAUGCAACAUGUGCAGAACAGUUCAUUUCGCCGAAGAAAUCCAGGAAAUUAAAGAAGCAGGUUUAUCAUUUGCAGCUGGAAGCGUACCCGUGGGCCGAUUAGCUCCUGACGGUGAAAUAAUUGUUAUAAAUGCUAGUGACUCUAACGCAGAACCUAUUGCUCUAAAUGAUGAUAAACUACCUACUUCAGAUGAUCACAACUCCGAGUUGAUGGAAACUCAUCAGCCGCUUAUAAUUGAUUCUAAAUUGAGAACUGGUGAAGCUAAUGUUCAUUGCAACCGCCCUCAAAUAUGUAAAUAUGAAGUUUGUGUACGGUCGGGAAAUUGUGUAAUCAGAGUCCGACUGGACACAGAUAAUUCUCAUUCCUUUGACUACUUGCAUUCACUUACUUCUGUAGAUAACAAUUUUUGUGUCCCCUGUCUCCCUCGUCCAGGGAGCGCAGACGUCAAGUUAGUUGUAUCAAACGAAAAGCUUGCACAAGAAUAUCACGAAGCACUGGCUAGUUUAGCUCAAGCCGUCGAAAAUCCCGAUCCCGCACACUUUCGUGAAAAGCUCGAAGACUUCCGAAGCAGACUUUGUCGUGAUGUUGGUCACGGGGUUAAAAUUUUGCGCGGUGAAUUUCAGGACCUAAGGGCUAAGUCUGCGAAAAGUGUUGCAUCUCUUCGUAACCAAAGUUCUGUUGCUGCACAACGCAUGCGAGCAGGGAUCUCUUACGGAGUAGAGCAAAUGAAAGAUGGUAUGCGCAGCGUUGCUGAAUUAUGCGGGGCUUCAAGGACAAUCGGCCAAACUAUAUCAGUUGUAAGUGUGUAUGUGGAUGAAAAAGAUCAAAUUAAAAGGGAAAAACAUAUUUCUGAUUUUGUGUUUUAGUUUUGAUGUUCUGUUUCCCAAAUAUAUAUUUAUAACGCGU
Messenger RNA from Schistosoma rodhaini, 2387 nucleotides. The record is from the annotation of a GenBank genome assembly. Lineage: Eukaryota; Metazoa; Platyhelminthes; Trematoda; Strigeidida; Schistosomatidae.